This is a messenger RNA of Helianthus annuus (common sunflower), 3222 nucleotides long. RefSeq lists its product as uncharacterized. Lineage: Eukaryota; Viridiplantae; Streptophyta; Magnoliopsida; Asterales; Asteraceae. The transcript is spliced from 4 exons. The record is from RefSeq and is a predicted model, not a curated record. The coding region runs from base 1 to 3222 and encodes 1073 amino acids.
AUGGAUGACUAUUUAGCUGGGCCUUCUACUAUUACGAUUGGGAUGAGGGAGUUUUAUGAUUGUGUUCAACACAAUCAACUUUCUGAUGUUAAAAGUCAUGGGCUUCAUUUCACUUGGAACCAAAAACCGAAAAAUGGAGUAGGUGUUUUGAAAAAGAUCGAUAGAGUUAUGAGUAACACUCAGCUUCUUGAUUUAUUUCCAGAUGCUUUUGUCUUAUAUCAUCCCUAUCGGGUUUCGGAUCACUCGCCAUGCAUUCUGAAUUUGAUUCCGGUUAACCAUAAUCGGCCUAAGCCUUUCAAAUUUGCUAACUUUCUAGCGAGGAAGGAGGGAUUUAUUCCAUGCGUGGCCAAGGAAUGGGUAAAGGAGAUUCCGGGUAAAACUAUGUUUUCGGUGGUUAAGAAGUUGACGGCUCUUAAGCCUCCUUUAAGACGCCUUCUUUUUGAUCAGGGUAAUCUCCACAACCGUGUGAAGGAGGUUAGAUUGCAGUUGGAUGCCAUUCAGAAAGCUAUAGAUGACAACCCGCUUGACCUGAAUAUUCUUCGUAAGCUGGACGCUACAGAGACAGUUAAGGAUGCUGAUAUUCUUAUUCCUCGUGAGGUAAUCCAAAAAGUUCAGGAUAAGUUUGAGAAUGUUUUGUAUGGAUAUUUCUUGGGCAAUCGGUUACCUUUUCCUGUUGUGGAGUACUAUGCUAAAAAUGUUUGGUCUAAGCAUGGGUUUGUUAAGAUCAUGAUGAAUGCUGAAGGUUUUUUCUUUUUCAAAUUUGACUCUAAGGAGGGGAUGAUGAAAGUGCUUGAAGGAGGGCCAUGGUUGAUUAGGAAAAUGCCUCUUUUCUUGAAUGUUUGGUCGCCUUCGGUCAGUCUCAAGAAGGAGUGCAUUAAGUCAGUUCCGAUUUGGGUGAAAAUGCAUAAUGUUCCUAUUGCUAUUUACACGGAUGAUGGGCUGAGUUUAUUAGCGUCUAAGUUGGGUACCCCAAAACGGUUGGAUGGUUAUACGGCUGAUAUGUGUGUUGAUAACUGGGGGAGAAGUAGUUUUGCUCGUGCGUUAAUUGAGAUUAGUGCGGAUAAUGAGUUGAAAGAUUAUAUUACGGUUGCUAUUCCUAACCUUGUGGAGGAUGGGUAUGUUACUCAUAAGGUGAAGGUUGAAUACGAAUGGAAACCUCAGAGGUGCUCGACUUGCUGUGUUUUUGGUCAUAGUGAUCAAUCAUGCCCUAAGAAUAUAGUUCCAAAAGCUAAGCAGGUUGUGAUUGAUGAUGAGGGUUUCGUAACUGAUGAGAGGAAAGUGGCUAGAAAGCGUGUUUUGCAAAAGAAACAGAGGGCAAAUUUUGUGUACAGACCGAAAAUAGGUAACUCGGGUGCGAGCACUUCAGGUACUAAGGAUGAUAAGCCGGAUUCUACCGUGAAGGCCAAUGUAGAGACUAAAAACCCAUUUGAAGUUUUGUCUAAAUCGGAUGGGGGUGCUGAUAUCCCUCCUGGUAAUGUGAAGUCAACGGAGCCAAGUCCUAGUAGCCCGUUUGACGACUAUGAGGAAGAAGUUGUUGAGGUUGUGCCAACGGAAAUGUCUAAUUUUAUGAGCAACAAAUCGCUUGGUAGCAAUGCUGAGGGGGCAAGCACUCCCGUGGCUGGAAUUGGACGUCGAAUGGGGGGUUAUGUUCCAGAGGUACUAGAAUUAUUCUUGGGUGGAAUUCUGAUAUACCAUGAUCGUCGUGCCCUUUGGGAGGAUCUUUGUAGCUUUAAUGCUUUGGCUCGUGAUAAGCCAUGGAUUGUCAUGGGGGAUUUCAAUGUUGCUCUCAAUAUGGAAGAUUGUUUAUCUGGUCCCUCGAAUCAUUCUAUUGGCAUGAGGGAGUUUUUUGAAUGUAUUAAGGAGACUGAAUUGUUAGAUGUUCCGAGUCAUGGCAUCCACUUUACGUGGAACCAAAAACCGAGAGAGGGUAUUGGAGUUAUGAAGAAGCUGGAUCGGGUCAUGGGUAAUCUAAAGUUUCUGGAUUUAUUUCCGAAUGGGUAUGCCUUGUUCAAACCGGCCCGCUUGUCGGAUCAUUCUCCGUGCAUAUUCAAGUUUUCUUCGGCGAUUAACACUAAACCGAAACCGUUUAAAUUUCCGAAUUUCAUUGUUUCAAAACCCGAGUUCAAGCAGGUUGUUUCAGCGGAGUGGGCUAAGGAGAUUCACGGUCAUUCCAUGUUUGCGGUUGUUAAAAAGAUGAGAAAUUUGAAGCCUCUCUUUCGUAAAAUUCUUUUUCAGCAAGGCAACUUGCAUAAAAGGGUUGAGGAUUUGCGGGUUAAACUUGAUAAUAUUCAGAACCAAGUGGAUGCAAAUCCCUUGGAUUUGCUUCUUCGGGAUGAGCUUGCCACAUGUCUUCUGGAUUUUCAAUCGGCUGCUUAUGAUGAGGAGUGCUUUCUUAAACAGAAAGCCAAGGUAGAAUGGUUGAGUGCGGGGGAUUCAAACACGAGGUUCUUCCAUAAAUGUGUGCAAAGCAGAAAUGCUAGGAAUAAAAUUUCUAGUAUUCAGGAUGCGCAAGGGAACCAGUUCGAGGGUGAUCACGUUUCUACGGCUUUUCUUAAUCACUAUACGAACUUCUUGGGUAUGGAGUACCAGGUGGAGGAUUUUGACUUUGGAGAUUUGUGUGCUAACACUUUGAAUGCUCUCUCGGCUAAUCAUAUGGUGCGGUCGGUUACCCGAGAUGAGGUUAAAAAAGCUAUGUUUAGUAUUGGUGAGAACAAAGCGCCAGGUCCGGAUGGGUAUACAUCGGCUUUUUUUAAACAUUCGUGGGAAGUGGUAGGAGAUCAAGUGACGAAUGCAGUUCUGGAUUUUUUUGAGAAUGGCCAAAUAUUGAAGCAGAUUAAUCACACUAUUAUUGCUUUAAUUCCUAAAAAGGAUUCUCCUAAUUCGGUUCUUGAUUAUAGGCCGAUAUCCUGCUGUAAUGUCCUCUUUAAAUGCAUUAGCAAGAUUAUUACGGAUAGAAUUAAAGGGAGUUUGGAUGGGUUAGUUAGCAUUAAUCAGUCAGCUUUUAUCCCUGGUCGCAAAAUUACCGAUAACAUUCUUCUAACGCAGGAGCUUAUGCAUAACUACCAUCUUGAUAGAGGCCCAGCUAGAUGUGCCUUGAAGAUUGAUAUCCAAAAGGCUUAUGACACGGUCAAUUGGUCUUUUCUUAAAGCUAUCUUGGAGGGUUUCGGUUUUCAUAGGAAAAUGGUCAUGUGGAUUAUGAAAUGUGUGUCUACAGUUUCCUAG